CUAGCGUUAUCAAAUUACAUCAUUGGCACCAAGGAUACUCUGAAAUAUUGCGUACCUCUCUUAUUAGCCAACUAGCAACGAGUACGAACAAUGAGCUCGAUGGAUCAUGAGUACCGCUACCAUAUCUUUUUUGACUUUUUCUUCUUCGUCAUCUUGCUCUUCGUUGCUUAACGCAUCCGGCCUUCCUUUCGAUUUCUAAUUAUACCUUGACCCCUUGUAUACCUUGGUAUGAGAGAGCUAAUGACCUAUGUACCUACUUGCUACCCGAUCACCUAGUACUCGACUAAAUAGUACUUGAUACUUUCCCUCAAAUAGGAACAAGCCUUCUCCUUCUUCUUCUUUUCCUCUCUUCUCUUCUCUUCUCUUCUCUUACACUAUCUAAUAAUAUCACCCGAGAAGAAAUCUCCUGUUGUGUCUUCACUACUACACUACUAACAAGUAAAAUCACCUGGCGAUUAAUAAACAUUCUAUUCACGGCUCACUCGGAUAUCACCAGAAUCAAUCAUCACACCAUAUUUGGUACUUAAUUAUCUUCAAAAUGGAGAGCUCAAGUGAUAAAUGGGCUCACUACCCAACACCUCCCUCCUCAGCUAGUCCCACCAAAUCGUCCUUCAGCUCCAACAAUCCCUAUUCAUCUCAUCGUCAAUCGGCUUUUGGCGGCUACUCCAAAUCCAACAGUGGAAGUCUCCGUAACAGUCUCGAAGAACCUGUGAGCGACAAUGGCAAAGGACGUCGACGAGGUAGCUCACUAGGUGAACGUUAUCCUGGCGACAUGUCCCACAGACCUCUCGAUCAACUACGUCAAGAGACCAAAGCCGCAUAUCGAUCGCCACAUCUCCGUAAGAAGCACAUUCCAGGUGCCGAUACCAUCGAUUCUCUCGAUCGUACUUCAGUCGGUGGUGCGUAUCAUCAUGGAGGACCUUAUGAUGCUACAUUAAUGGCACGUAAUACAAGUUACAAGAACUCUCCUGUCGCAGCGGUUGCAGAAACGAACGCGGAAGCUCUCAGAGCUACCCCGAGAGAAAAUAUUCAAGACAGUUUGGAAAGACAUAUUCCAUUAUCAGGAGUGGCUGCAAUUCCCCCAGGAAUGCCGGGUCCAGAUGGUAGGAUUAUGAAUUAUGAAGAAGGUGCAGAUUUGAUGAGGGAACCCGAUGCUGCUGGUGGUGCAUACAAGAGAUGGGAGCAUGUGAACUACCUCCCCGAAGACUACAAAGGCAAAGGCGAACCCUCCUUCACCAUCGAAAAAGCCCUCAAAGACCACAAACUCGCCCAAAAAUCCCACCGUCGCAACAUGUCCGACGGCAACUCCGCCUACGAAAUGCAAUCCCAACCCUCCUCAUCCGCAUCAGGAUCGAGUCUGCGUCCCCCUCCCACAAACCGUCAAAGAAGCGCAAGCGGAGGUAACCUCACAAGCGGCGAUAGCAAAAAUAUGACGACUACGAGCGGAAGAGCAAUGGAAACGGUAGACUUCUCAAAUGAUGACGCGGGCGUAGGAAGCAGCCGAAGUAACAGUGCGGGAAAAUCGCACAAGAUGGGCGAGGGUCUCAAGAGAAGAUUCGGGAGCUUGAAGAGGAGUUUGAAGGGAAGCGAGAAUUAGGUAGUUUUGGAUGGUAAACUUAUUUCGGUUGUGGCAAUGGUUAAGAGGGGGAUGGUAAUGGCUUUUGGUGGGAAGAAAUGUCUCUGAACGUGGACAUGCACAUAAACAUGAACAUAUGGGAUACAUGGAUCGGAUGAAUGGAAAUGAUGUAUUUUUAGAUUUGGAGAAAAAUUGUACGAUAUCCAUUUUCUUAAUGAACUCAAAGAAAGUAUAUAUGACAACAAAUGGAUGAUGAU
Messenger RNA from Botrytis byssoidea, 1833 nucleotides. RefSeq lists its product as uncharacterized. NCBI's taxonomy places the organism in Eukaryota, Fungi, Ascomycota, Leotiomycetes, Helotiales, Sclerotiniaceae. Bases 539 to 1597 code for a protein of 352 amino acids. Gene Ontology annotation, cellular component: cytoplasm. The record is from RefSeq and is a predicted model, not a curated record. The transcript has 3 exons.